Strigops habroptila (Kakapo) is the source of this 2413-nucleotide messenger RNA. RefSeq names its product stathmin 4 (gene STMN4). Gene Ontology annotation, molecular function: tubulin binding. Gene Ontology annotation, cellular component: cytoplasm; neuron projection. Gene Ontology annotation, biological process: regulation of microtubule polymerization or depolymerization; microtubule depolymerization; neuron projection development. Lineage: Eukaryota; Metazoa; Chordata; Aves; Psittaciformes; Psittacidae. The record is from RefSeq and is a predicted model, not a curated record. The coding region runs from base 2 to 811 and encodes 269 amino acids. The transcript is spliced from 6 exons.
CAUGGGGGGCCCCGGGCCCCCCGGCUGGGAUGCUCCGUGCAGACCCCCCGCGCCCGCGUUAAAGGAGCCCGGAGAGCGCGGAGGAGCAGCCCCAGCGCCGGCCGAGCGGCCCCAGAAACGCUCUUUGCUGCAGACGCCCAAGGAUCUUCACGCCAUGACUCUGGCUGCUUAUAAAGAGAAGAUGAAGGAGCUGCCUCUCGUCUCCCUCUUUUGCUCCUGUUUCCUCUCAGACCCCCUGAGCAAGCCAGCAUACACAUAUGAAGCAGACACGGUCGACCUCACCUGGUGCGUCAUCUCCGACAUGGAAGUCAUUGAGCUCAACAAGCGCACCUCAGGGCAGUCCUUCGAGGUCAUCCUGAAGCCCCCAUCAUUCGAUGGCAUCCCCGAGUUCAAUGCUUCCCUGCCCCGGCGGCGCGACCCAUCCCUGGAGGAGAUCCAGAAGAAGCUGGAGGCGGCGGAGGAGAGGAGGAAGUACCAAGAGGCUGAGCUGCUGAAGCAUCUGGCGGAGAAGCGGGAGCAUGAGAGAGAGGUCAUCCAGAAGGCCAUUGAGGAGAACAACAACUUCAUCAAAAUGGCCAAGGAGAAGCUGGCGCAGAAGAUGGAGUCCAACAAGGAGAACCGUGAGGCCCAUUUAGCAGCCAUGCUGGAGCGCUUGCAAGAGAAGCAGGUCUGUUCCCAACCUCAGCACGGAAGGUCCCACCCUCACCACCUCCAGCUCCCUCCAAAACAUCCCUUCUGCAAGGAGCUCGCCCAGUGCCCUUCUCCAAACGCCUCAGCUAGCCUUGGGUCAGAGGCAGAGAGCACGAGAUAAUGAAGGACAAUCCGAGCUAACCCCAUCUCCUUGGGGCUCCCGGUCCAUCCCGUCUGGUUGACGUCUACCUCCUAGCUAGAGGGCGAGGACAGUCUGUCCCUGAGUGCCUCCACAGUCCUUAAAACACCCCAGGGGAGGAGAGGACGCUGUUGACCCACCGGUGGUGUCCCUCGGGGGAUGAACCUCACGAACGCCCUCGUGCCUUCGAACCCCUCUGAAGCCGCUGGCCAGCCCGUGGGGACCUUGAAGUCCAUCCAGCUAACGCGUGUCCCCCCCCUCCUUCCCUCCUACCCCCCUCCCACAGGACAAACACGCGGAAGAAGUGAGGAAAAACAAGGAGCUCAAGGAAGAAGCCUCCAGGUAAAGAGGCGAGGGUUGAACUGACAGCUCCGGGGAGGUGGCAGAGGCUGCCGCAGCACAAGGUCGGAUGGUGGAAGGGUGGACGUUCCUCUGCUUUCUUUGUUCGUGAAUGUAAAGAGUUGACCAGUGAAGCCAUCCUAGUCAUUUUGGGGUGGGUGGGGAGGGAGCAGAAGGGAGGGAGCAGAAAGGAGGGAGGGUGGGAGGGAGGGAGCCGGCUUCGGGAUGCCCACCUCCUUGGUGGAUCUCAUGUGCCGCCCAUCAACCAGGUCCGGAGAGACAGCCAAGAGCUGGUGAAGCGGAGGAGGUGACCCCCCCCAGGGAAAAGCUGGAGGGGGACGGAGCAGGUGGGGAGGGAAAGGGGGGGAAAUGUGCGUUGUGUGUGACUUUAAUUUGGUGCUGGGCAGGCAGGGCGGGCAGGCGGGCAUCCCUCCGACUUUGUUCUUCUCCUCCCUCCCAUCCCAUCAAUGGGCAGCGGCAUCUUUUGGUGUCCCUCCCUCCCUUUUUCCCGCCUGGACUCAGGGUCUCUUGCCCAGAGCGGGCAUUAUUUGCCCAUAGACCUUACAGAACCAUUUUGGGGAAGGGAGAGAAGAGAUCCCCUGCCUUGGAGGUGGUCAGAGAGUGAGGCUCACUGGCUCCAAAGGCUUUAUCUGCUGUAGGAGAUGCUGAUGAUCCUUUUCAAGGGAAAAGCCCCGUGACUUCCCAAAAAGCUGCUUUUUUUUUUUUUCGGUAUCAUCUUUGUGGGAACUCUUAGAUGAAAUCCCCUUUUCUGCUUUAGAGCAGCUGGAAAGCCAUUGGCUUCUAGAGGUGGCAGCUCAGAUAAUUAUUGAAGAGAGACUGAGAGCGGGAGAGGAAAACAGGGCAGGGUUGUGGAAACCAUAAUGGAAGGGACAAGGAAAAACAAGAGGGAAAGAGGCAGCAGGCAGUGGUCCCAGUGCCGCGGUGCCCUGGCACCUCACCAGCCUCCAACCCUGAUGCUAGCGGAGGGUUUGGUCUCUGCUAUGGCCACAUAAGGCUUCCCGAGCUCUGAUUCAGGUCUGGAGGGAAUGGCGUCUCUUUACCUGUGCCGCAAGAUGCUCACCCAGACCCCGGAGCCCCAGGGGGGACCAGCCCGGGGAGGGGAACACGGGAGAGGGCAGCGGGUGAAGGAGACGGGGGGGGCUGUUCUAGCUGUGGCACGAGCUGUCCUUUUUUGUAUACAAGUUGUAAAUAAACUGCCUUGGCAUUUCUUUUGUUUUCUCAUGA